AUGCAAUAUUUUUCAUUAUUUUUUUCUAGCACAGAUGACCUUCUAGGCAUAGUCAUAACGGAUCGUGAUGGAGUCCCUCUAUUAAAAGUGUCGACAGAGGAUGCUCCAGAACUUGGAAUGCGUCCAGCAUUUCUUUCUACAUUUGGAAUGGCAACUGACCAAGCGGGAAAACUAGGCAUGGGAAAGAAUAAGAGAAUGGUUUGCAUUUAUGGAAACUAUCAGGUUGUGCAUUUCAACAAGCUUCCCCUUGUAAUAACCGUUAUUGGAACCAGUACUGCAAAUACAGGAUUGCUAAUGGAAUUGGAGGACCAGUUUUCACACAUCGUCACUCAGCUAACUCCAGUUGUAGAUAUUUCAUGAAAAAAUAGGUUAUUUUUAGUUUGGUAGUGUAUAGAAAAUGUACUGUAUUCAAUUGAUAUUUUUCCAUCAACUGUGUGGGUUUAUAGAGCAUGAAAUGGUAUAUACUACCAGUACAUACCCAACCCAUUUACCUUAAUGUACCAUAAUAUCGGGUCCUUGCCAUUUAUGGCUUUUAAUAAAUUAGAGAAUGAGUAUAAUAAAAGAAGAAUUGAAGAAGGAAAUCAAGGAUAUUAAAGAAACUUCUUUCAUAUGUAAGGUAAAAUUAUAUUUAACCAUGACAGAUUUUUUAUGAACUUAAUUAUUAAAGUAAAUGAUAAAGUACAUUGAUAAUUAAACUAUUUCAUAACCCUUUUCACAUUUUCUAUGUAAAUUUACUAUAUAGGAAGGUAAAAAAAUUAUAUGGUAUGCAGUAUUGUUUAUUACAGAAAACCAUGAGUAUUGUAGAAAGGAAAGAUUGUGUAUUAAAAGAUAAGUCUCAAAAACCAAAUGAAGGAGGAAGGAGUCGAGUAUUACGUGGAAUUUAAAUGAUCCAGGAAAGAAGACUUGGUAUAUCACCCUUGGGCGAGUUCUCUUAUCUUUUAACCAUGCAUUUAGUAAAUUGUUGAGUACC
This is a messenger RNA of Macrobrachium nipponense, 970 nucleotides long. RefSeq names its product ragulator complex protein LAMTOR3-like. Gene Ontology annotation, cellular component: Ragulator complex. The coding region runs from base 1 to 360 and encodes 119 amino acids. The record is from RefSeq and is a predicted model, not a curated record. The transcript has 3 exons. NCBI's taxonomy places the organism in Eukaryota, Metazoa, Arthropoda, Malacostraca, Decapoda, Palaemonidae. Gene Ontology annotation, biological process: positive regulation of TOR signaling; cellular response to amino acid stimulus.